Molecule: messenger RNA, 4361 nt
Organism: Cherax quadricarinatus
Lineage: Eukaryota; Metazoa; Arthropoda; Malacostraca; Decapoda; Parastacidae
Product: ADP-ribosylation factor-like protein 4C
Biological process (GO): intracellular protein transport; vesicle-mediated transport
Cellular component (GO): plasma membrane; cytoplasm
Molecular function (GO): GTP binding; GTPase activity
Source: RefSeq, a predicted model, not a curated record
GGGUCCACACAUUCUACGUUUGACCAUGACGGGCAGGACGUGGGAGCAGCACCACCAUCCAGGGACCUGAUAACCCUCUCGUACGUGCAUUUCUGCAGGACGGCGAGAUAUACCGAGCGACGGGAUUACCUUCAGAGUAGAGUAUUACUAGAGCAGUGAAGUGACUAGUGGUAGACAGGAGGGAAGAUGAGGCCGUGAAAUUUUGAAAACGAUCGUGUGUGCAGGUUGAGACAAGCGCAUGAAUGUGCAGGAAAGGAAAUGUCAUUCCUGUAAUACUUUUACACUGUUCUCAGCCUUUUACAGCCCAGGACCAUUCAUAAUCUGCUGUGAACGGAGGCUGGUCGUCGGCCAACACUUGUGGUAACUUCACACAUUGCAGCUUAAUAUGAAAGGAUAAAAUACAUGAAUAAGUGUUGACCUAAACAUCAGCCACCACCUUAGCCGGAGGGAGGGACAGAACCUACCUGCCCUCUCUUCACACCACUCAAAAUAAACCACAGAAACUUAAAAGAGGAAAGGUUCACAGACGAGUGGGAGACCCUGUCACAGGAUACCUCGCGUGUACAUUCCUAGGCCAGGAACCUAUCGGCAAUUAUCGUGAUGAUUAUUGCCCGCUGACCCAUCCCCCCCUCACCUCUUCACCAUCCCCUAACCCUAAAAGUUAUGGGAGGGAGUGUAGGUAAGGGGGGCUCAGGGAAGGGGGGUUCCCUGCUGGAUGCCCUACCCUCCCUUAACUCUCCGUUACAUGUAGUAAUGCUAGGGCUGGACUCAGCGGGCAAGACCACUGCCCUCUACCGUCUCAAGUUCGACCAGUACCUCAACACAGUGCCAACCAUCGGCUUCAACUGUGAGAAAAUUAAAGGCACGUCAGGCAGGUGCAAAGGCACCAGCUUCCUCGUAUGGGACGUAGGUGGACAGGAGAAGCUACGCCCACUGUGGCGUUCCUACACCCGCUGCACGGACGGCAUAGUGUUCGUGGUGGACUCUACGGACACGGAAAGGAUGGACGAGGCUAAAAUGGAGCUGCUGAGGACCGUGAGGACCCCGGAUAACCACCACGUCCCCAUCCUGGUCCUAGCCAACAAGCAGGAUCUCCCGGGAGCCAAGGAUGCCACUCAGGUGGAGAAGAGCCUGGGGCUGCGGGAACUGGGACCUGCCCAGCUCUUCCACGUUCAGCCGUCCUGCGCCAUCAUAGGAGACGGACUGGCCGACGGCCUGGAGUGUCUCUACGAGAUGAUCUGUAAGAGGAAGAAAAUCAGCAGAAGCGGUCACAAGAACAGCAAGAGGAGGUGAUGAGCGGUGUGUGUAGCGACCAUCACUCUCCUCCAUGAUGAUGCUGUGUGUGUGUGUGUGUGUGUGUACUCACCUAUUUGUACUCACCUAGUUGAGGUUGCAGGGGUCGAGUCCAAGCUCCUGGCCCCGCCUCUUCACUGGUUGCUACUAGGUCACUCUCCCUGAACCUUGAGCUUUAUCAUACCUCUGCUUAAAGCUAUGUAUGGAUCCUGCCUCCACUACAUCGCUUCCCAAGCUAUUCCACUUCCUGACUACUCUGCGGCUGAAGAAAUACUUCCUAACAUUCCUGUGAUUCGUCUGUGUCUUCAACUUCCAACUGUAUCCCCUUGUUGCUGUGUUCAAUCUUUGGAACAUCCUGUCUUUGUCCACCUUGUCAAUUCCUCUCAGUAUUUUGUAUGUCGUUAUAAAGUCCCCCCUAUCUCUCCUGUCCUCCAGUGUGGUCAGGUUGAUUUCCCUUAACCUUUCCUCGUAGGACAUCCUCUUAGCUCUGGGACUAGUUUUGUUGCAAACCUUUGCACUUUCUCUAGUUCCUUUUACGUGCUUGGCUAGGUGUGGGUUCCAGACUGGUGCCGCAUACUCCAAUAUGGGCCUAACGUACACAGUGUACAGGGUCCUGAACGAUUCCUUAUUAAGAUGUCGGAAUGCUGUUCUGAGGUUUGCUAGGCGCCCAUAUGCUGCAGCAGUUAUUUGGUUGAUGUGCGCUUCAGAAGAUGUACCUGGUAUUAUACUCACACUAAGAUCUUUUUCCUUGAGUGAGGUUUGUAGUCUCUGGCCCCCUAGACUGUAUUCUUUCUGCGGUCUUCUUUGCCCUUCCCCAAUCUUCAUGACUUUGCACUUGGUGGGGUUGAACUCCAGGAGCCAAUUGCUGGACCAGGUCUGCAGCCUGUCCAGAUCCCUUUGUAGUUCUGCCUGGUCUUCGAUCGAAUGAAUUCUUCUCAUCAACUUCACGUCAUCUGCAAACAGGGACACUUCAGAGUCUAUUCCUUCCGUCAUGUCGUUCACAAAUACCAGAAACAGCACUGGUUCUAUGACUGACCCCUGUGGGACCACGCUGGUCACAGGUGCCCACUCUGACACCUCGCCACGUACCAUGACUCGCUGCUGUCUUCCUGACAAGUAUUCCUUGAUCCAUUGUAGUGCCUUCCAUGUUAUCCCUGAUUGGUCCUCCAGUUUUUGCACUAAUCUCUUGUGUGGAACUGUGUAAAAACGCCUUCUUGCAGUCCAAGAAAAUGCGAUCCACCCACCCCUCUCUCUCUCUUGUCUUACUGCUGUCACCAUAUCAUACAACUCCAGUAUGUUUGUGACACAGGAUUUCCCGUCUCUGAAACCAUGUUGGCUGCUGUUGAUGAGAUCAUUCCUUUCUAGGUGUUCCUCCACCACUCUUCUCCUGAUAAUCUUCUCCGUGACUUUGCAUACUAUACAUGUCAGUGACACUGGUCUGUAGUUUAGUGCUUCAUGUCUGUCUCCUUUUUUAAAGAUUGGGACUACAUUUGCUGUCUUCCAUGCCUCAGGCAAUCUCCCUGUUUCGAUAGAUGUAUUGAAUAUUGUUGUUAGGAGUACACAUAGCACCUCUACUCCCUCUCUCAGGACCCACGGAGAGAUGUUAUCCGGACCCAUUGCCUUUGAGGUAUCUAUCUCACUCAGAAGCCUCUUUAUUUCUUCCUCGGUUGUGUGUACUGUGUCCAGCACUUGGUGGUGUACCCCACCUCUCCGUCUUUCUGGAGCCCCUUCUGUCUCCUCUGUGAACACUUCUUUGAAUAUCUUGUUGAGUUCCUCACAUCACGGUAAUUUCUUGUUGCAUCUCCUUCUUCCUUCCAUAGCCUGAUUACCUGGCCCUUGACUGUUGUUUUCCUCCUGAUGUGGCUGUAUAACAGCUUCGGGUCAGAUUUGGCUUCGCUGCUAUGUCGUUUUCAUAUUGUCUUUGGGCCUCCCUUCUUAUCUGUGCAUAUUCAUUUCUGGCUCUACGACUGCCCUCCUUAUUCUCCUGGGUCCUUUGCCUUCUAUAUUUCUUCCAUGCCCUAGCACACUUGGUUUUUGCCUCCCUGCACCUUUGGGUGAACCAUGGGCUCAUCCUGGCUUUUUCAUUAUUCCUGUUACCCUUGGGUAACAGGCUUCCCUGCCAGUUCUCUGUCCCACUGAACCCAGUUCAGGAAGUUCCUCAUUCCCAUGUAGUCCCCUUUCUUGUAGUUUGGCUUCAUUCGCCCUGGUCUUCCUGCUUCCCCCUCCACUUGUAGCUCUACUGUGUAUUCGAAGCUUAAAACCACAUGAUCGCUGGCCCCAAGGGGUCUUUCAUAUGUGAUGUUUUCAAUAUCUGCACUGCUCAAGGUGAAUACUAGGUCCAGUCUUGCUGGUUUACCCUCUCCUCUCUCUUUUUGUAGUGUCCCUUACGUGUUGGUACAUGAAGUUUUCCAGUACCACCUCCAUCAUCUUAGCCCUCCAUGUAUCUUGGCCCCCAUGUGGCUCCAAGUUCUCCCAAUCGAUUUCCUUGUGGUUAAAGUCACCCAUGAUCAGGAGCUUUGCCCUGCAUGCAUGAGAGCUCUUCUGGCCACUGCAGCCAGGUGUGUGUGUGUGUGUGUGUGUGUGUGUGUGUGUGUGUGUGUCGUGUGUGUGUGUGUGUGUGUGUGUGUGUGUGUGUGUGUAUGUGUGCGUGUGUGUGUGUGUGUAUGUGUGUGUGUGAGUGUGAGUGUGUGUGUAGUGUGUGUGUAGCAUAUGUGUAGUGCUACCCAGCUGUGUGCAGCGUGUGUGUUGUGUUACCCAGCUGUGUGUAGCAUGUGUUGUGCUACCCAGCUGUCUGUAGAGUGUGUGUAGUGCUAUCCAGCUGUCUGUAGUGUGUGUGUAGUGCUACCCAGCUGUCUGUAGAGUGUGUUUAGUGCUACCCAGGUGGUGUGGGUAGCGUGUGUGUAGUGAGCGUGUAGUGCUACCGGGGUGUGGGUAGCGUGUAUGUAGUUCUACCGAGGUGUGGGUAGCGUGUGUGUAGUGCUACCCAGCAGUGGGUAGCGUGUGUGUAGUGCUACCCAGCAGUGGGUAGCGUGUAAAAACAUAAGAUUAAUAAAUUUUAUAUCUGAGUA